Molecule: messenger RNA, 1186 nt
Organism: Zonotrichia leucophrys gambelii
Lineage: Eukaryota; Metazoa; Chordata; Aves; Passeriformes; Passerellidae
Gene: NKIRAS1
Product: NFKB inhibitor interacting Ras like 1
Exons: 5
Coding region: 234-809 (191 amino acids)
Biological process (GO): Ral protein signal transduction; canonical NF-kappaB signal transduction
Molecular function (GO): GTPase activity; GTPase activating protein binding; GTP binding
Source: RefSeq, a predicted model, not a curated record
GUCUCUCCCCGCCCGGCCCGGCCCGGCCCAGCCCCCCGCGCCCGCCAAUGGGCGGCGGGGGCGGGCCCGCGCGGGUCCGUGGGCCGGCCGGCACGGCUGUCUGUCCAGGGUAUGCUUUUCAGAGCACCCUGGCUUGUGAAGCAUUACCUGGUUAAACUGGAACUGAAACAGGACAACGCCAGCCCCUCCUGGUCCAGAAAAGGGCUCUGCCGUGGAACCGGCCCUCGGGAAGCAUGGGAAAGGGCUACAAGGUGGUGGUUUGUGGAAUGGCCUCAGUGGGAAAGACCGCAAUUUUGGAGCAGCUUCUCUAUGGAAAGCACACUGUCGGCUUAGAAGAGGGUGCCACGAUUGAAGAUGUGUAUUUGGCGUCGGUGGAGACAGACCGAGGCGUGAAGGAACAGUUGCGGCUUUAUGACACCAGGGGUCUGCAGGAAGGCGUGGAAUUGCCCAAACACUAUUUCUCCGUGGCUGACGGCUUCGUGCUGGUGUACGCCGUGACCAGCCUCGAGGCGUUCCAGAGAGUCGAGCUGCUCAAAAAGGAGAUCGAUGUCUUCAGGGACAAAAAGGAGGUUGCAGUUAUUGUCUUGGGGAACAAAACUGACCUCGUGGACCAAAGGCAAGUGGAAACAGAAGCAGCACAGCAAUGGGCAAGGGCCGAGAAAGUGAGACUGUGGGAAGUGACUGUGACAGAUCGGAAAACACUGCUUGAACCCUUCACCUUCUUAGCUAGCAAACUGUCCCAGUCCCAGAACAAGUCAACAUUUCCCUUGCCUGGAAGGAAGAGCAAAGGGAAUAACUGUGAAAACUAAACUAGCUUAGCAUUGUCUCCUGCUGCCAGGUCACAGUCUAAGUCCUUUUUGUGCCAUUUGCUCCUUGCAGUUUCACUUAAAGCAAUAAUAUCAUUCAGCAAUAAAAUCAGCAAGCUUAUAGUUAAGAGGUAUCCUUUCUUCUCAUAGACUUGGCUUGGAAAAGCUGCUGGUGGUAAAAGCAGUUAUUUUGCAGCCAGGGUUAUGGAGGAGGAAGGAAUAGAUGGAUACCUCUCUAGCAGGGGCUUUUACCAUGCCUGGAUACAGCCAUGUUGAGGGACAAAUCAACAAGCUUACCAGUAUGUAAUCCCUCUGCAGAUCUAUAGCCUGUAGUCACAAAAAGUAUUAACUGCAAUAAAGCAUUCCAUUUGGAAAGGUGA